AUGAAGUUCAACUACCACGUCCCAGCAUCCACGUACACACGCGCCUCACAGUACACACCAACCUACCACACGCCGACAACCUACACCCAGUCACAAUACACACCGACGCAGUACAAAUCCUCAUACACGUCCACGACAAAGUACACCCCGACGCAGUACAGCACGACACAGUACACUCCGUCAUACCACACGUCCACAUACAAAAGUGCACCAACAUACAUCCCUUCAUAUACCAAGGAGCCCCGGUACCGCUCCACACGUCGCCCGCAGGCCCAGGAGCCUCCUGCACCGGUCGCACCGGUCACACCUGCAAAGAGAACAGUGCACUUCCCCAAUGACAUCAUCUUCCAGGAUAUUGUCCGGCGGGGAGAUCUGGAGCAGAUCGGUCGGUUCAUGAGGGCGAGGAAGGUUCGUGUGGAUACGAUCUUCCACUCAGGUAUGGCAGCGCUGCAUGAGGCCGUGCUGACAGGAAACAUGGAGGUGGUGAAGCUGCUGGUGAAAUACGGCGCUGAUGUUCAUCAGAGGGACGAGGACGGAUGGACGCCACUUCACAUGGCGUGCAGCGACGGCUACCCAGAAAUUGCUCGUUACCUGCUGUCGAUAGGAGCCAGCACAGAGGCAGAGAAUGAAAGCGGAGAGAAGCCGGCAGACCUCAUCGACCCAGACUGCAAAGAACUGGCCCGGCUGUUUGAGACUGGCUGUGUGUGA
Molecule: messenger RNA, 708 nt
Organism: Pleuronectes platessa (European plaice)
Lineage: Eukaryota; Metazoa; Chordata; Actinopteri; Pleuronectiformes; Pleuronectidae
Gene: ppp1r27a
Product: protein phosphatase 1, regulatory subunit 27a
Exons: 3
Coding region: 1-708 (235 amino acids)
Molecular function (GO): phosphatase binding
Source: RefSeq, a predicted model, not a curated record